GUUUGUGGUUUUCGGCUUAGUUCCGGUGAAUUGGCCGCGUUUUGAGUCGCGAAUCUUGUCGGAACACCAUGAUUCUUUUCGAUUGGUUCUAUGGACUUCUCGCAUCUUUGGGGCUAUGGUAAAAAGAGGCAAAGAUCUUAUUUUUAGGGCUUGAUAAUGCGGGAAAAACGACGUUGCUUCAUAUGUUGAAGGAUGAGAGAUUAGUUCAGCAUCAACCAACGCAACACCCAACGUCCGAGGAAUUGAGAAUUGGGAAAAUUAAGUUUAAAGCCUUUGAUUUGGGUGGGCAUCAGAUCGCUCGAAGAGUCUGGAAGGAUUAUUAUGCCAAGGUGGAUGUUGUGGUGUACCUGGUUGAUGCGUAUGACAAGGAAAGAUUUGCCGAGUCAAAGAGGGAGUUGGAUGCCCUCCUUUCUGAUGAGUCACUGGCAUAUGUUCCAUUUCUCAUUCUGGGAAACAAGAUAGACAUACCCUACGCUGCCUCUGAGGAUGAGUUGCGUUACCACCUGGGCCUGACCAACUUCACGACUGCUCGGGGCGGGACGGGGCAAAGGAAGGAAGCAUCGCUCUCAGUUGAGGAGGCAAGUACUUUAGGGAGCUACAGUGACUCUGGGUCCUCUCGGCAUCAAUUGGCAUCGUCUGUGGGAAACAACAUUUACGAAGAUGUCCACACCUUCUAG
Vitis vinifera (wine grape) is the source of this 677-nucleotide messenger RNA. Its product is annotated as GTP-binding protein SAR1B-like. Gene Ontology annotation, molecular function: GTP binding; GTPase activity. The transcript is spliced from 2 exons. Gene Ontology annotation, biological process: intracellular protein transport; endoplasmic reticulum to Golgi vesicle-mediated transport; membrane organization. NCBI's taxonomy places the organism in Eukaryota, Viridiplantae, Streptophyta, Magnoliopsida, Vitales, Vitaceae. The coding region runs from base 183 to 677 and encodes 164 amino acids. The record is from RefSeq and is a predicted model, not a curated record. Gene Ontology annotation, cellular component: COPII vesicle coat; endoplasmic reticulum exit site.